Synchiropus splendidus (mandarinfish) is the source of this 4788-nucleotide messenger RNA. RefSeq names its product DnaJ (Hsp40) homolog, subfamily C, member 6 (gene dnajc6). NCBI's taxonomy places the organism in Eukaryota, Metazoa, Chordata, Actinopteri, Syngnathiformes, Callionymidae. The transcript has 18 exons. Bases 755 to 3664 code for a protein of 969 amino acids. Gene Ontology annotation, cellular component: vesicle; intracellular membrane-bounded organelle; cytoplasm. Gene Ontology annotation, biological process: synaptic vesicle uncoating; protein dephosphorylation; clathrin-dependent endocytosis. Gene Ontology annotation, molecular function: clathrin binding; protein tyrosine phosphatase activity. The record is from RefSeq and is a predicted model, not a curated record.
GAGGAAGACAUAGCUCCAGAUAACUUGGUUAAACUUAUUGAUGCAUCAUUAAAACUAGACUAACCAACUUCUGAUGGUAGGGGGUGCCACAGGGGUCAGUCAACAGUUACUGUUCACAUCUCUAAUGUAGCCAACCACCACUGAGUUUCAAACAAGCAACACGUUGAUUCAUAUCACACAUCAUUUAGAAGCUUCAUUAAGCUUAAUCAGCUUAAUCUCUGCUUUAUUCUGUCAAUUUUGUAACAAAAUGGAGAAAGGUUUUGUAUGUCCUUAAACUCCUGGGAAACUGACUUCAAACACUUCAAUGUACUUAAGUGCAUUUUCCUAUCAUGCUUUGGAACUGAACUGCACUCAUUCUCUAACUUACCUCAAUGUUUUAGUUUUGUUUUUUUAAACAGUACAUAGAUUAAAUUCAGUAUUUAGUACUAUGUGUGCGUGUGAGAGAAAGAGAGAGAGAGACAGAGAGAGAGAGAGAGAGAGCUGGGAUGACGGUGAACUUCCCCUCUGCUUGGUCGGAAGCUACAGCACAGGAGCGUGGUAGUGAAAUGCGGCAGUGAGGGAAACAGUAGCUGUAGGAGGAGAGCCAGAGGGAGGCGGAAUAUUCAGCGGAGACCUCGUCAUCUCCUCGCCGGACAUGCACGGCACCGAUCGGCGGCAGCAGCAUUAGCAGCGUCGGUCGCCGCGGUGUUGGACGAGAAGACUGCGGAGUUGUUUUGUCGUUUAUUUUUCUCUUUUCUUUUCGACUCCAUCGGUUAUGAGCUUGCUGGGGGCCUACAAGAAAAAGACCAGUUACGAUGGCUAUGAAUCUUUGCAGUUGGUGGAUAGCGGCGGAGAGAGCUUCGGUGUCGGCAGAGGAGGCAGCGGCGUGCUCGGAGGCUCCAUCGCGGCCACUCUUGGAACGAAGUCGGGCCCGCUGAGGGAGGACGACUGCAGCACCAUGGACAGCUCAGACAUGGAUGCUGGGUAUGGUGGCGGCCUGCUGGACAUGGUGAAAGGUGGAGCUGGAAAGUUCUUCAGCAACUUUAAGGACAACAUAAAAGAUACACUGAAGGACACCUCCACGAAAGUGAUGAAUCAGGUCUCCACUUACACAAAAGGAGAGCUGGACAUAUCCUACAUCACUUCGCGGAUAAUAGUGAUGACCUACCCUGCGGAGUCGGUGCAGAUCGCCUACCAGAAUCAUGUGGAAGACAUUCGGUCUUUUCUGGACAGUCGUCAUGCCGACCACUACACUGUCUUCAACCUCUCCCAGCGGAACUACCGUGGCGCCAAAUUCUCCAACAGGGUCUCGGAGUGUAACUGGCCUUCUCGCCAGGCACCCAGUCUCCACAAUCUGUUUGCUGUCUGUAAAAACAUGCACAACUGGCUCAAACAGAAUCCUAAGAAUGUGUGUGUCAUCACCUGCUCGGACGGCCGCUCUCCCUCCGGUGUCUUGGUUUGUGCCAUGUUCUGCUUCUGCCAUCUCUUCAAUAAUCCUAUUCCUGCCAUGCAGCUACUGAGCGCCAAGAGACCCGGCUCUGGACUCUGGCCGUCGCACCGCAGGUACAUUGGCUAUGUGUGCAGCAUGGUGUCGGAGAAACCCACCCUACCACACUCCAAACCUCUGACCAUCAAGGCGCUCACUAUGAGUCCAGUUCCCUGCUUCAACAAGCAGCGCAGCGGCUGUCGUCCAUUCUGCGACGUCCUUCUCGGAGAGACCAAGAUCUUCACCACUGCACAAGAGUACGAGAGGAUGAGAGAGCACAGGAUUCAGGAGGGGAAGGUGGUUUUCAAUCUGAACGCUAGUGUCCAGGGAGACGUGGUGGUUUCUGUCUACCACAUGAGGUCGACCAUCGGAGGACGCCUGCAGGCAAAGGUCUCCAACACCCAGAUUUUUCAAAUCCAGUUCCACACUGGAUUCAUUGCUCCUGGAACCACAGUGUUAAAGUUCAACAAGCCGGAGCUGGACGCCUGCGACUCCCCAGAGAAGUAUCCUCAGCUGUUCCAUGUGAUUCUAGAUGUGGAGGUGGAGAGUGUGGACAAGCCGAAGGACCUGACACCUCCAUGGGAACAGUUUCCUUGUAAAGACCUGAUCCCGAACGUGUUGUUCUCCUGCCACCAGGAACAUCAGGACGCCCUUGCUAUUGCUGAUGAGAUGGAAGGAUUGGAUCUGGAGGAACCAACCAGACCAACCGGCGGCCCAGAGAGUCGGGGGCACGGUGAGGAUAGCGAGCCCUCGGAUGACGAGAUGCUGUCCCUCUCCAGCCAAAGAAGCAGCACCAGCACAGCCCCACAGAAGGUGGAUCACCCUGAGCCAAAGCCGGUGGCUACUGAAGCAGCUGUUGAAGUGGAUCUUCUGGGUCUGGAUGGGGAUGAGGUCACCUGCCCAUGUCCCUCGUCUCACCCUCCAGCUGCAACCACAGACCUUUUAGGGGAUCUAUUUGGGGCUCCUUCACAGCCGACAAGUGGGCCUUCAUCCACCCAGUCCACUCCACACAAAGUGCUGCCCAACACGGCCUCGCCAUGCCCCUCUCCUGCGCCACCAGCGUUUGAUCCUUUUGGAGCUGGUCCCAUGCCUAAACCCCAGGACGUGAUGGGCGCUUUCCUUGGGCCAGGUAACAUGGGACAGUCAGACCCGUUCCUGCAUGCUGCUCACUCUCCAUCUCCUACUCUGCAACCCACCAGCCUUGGUCGCAGUUCCCCCGUCCCUACCACCACACCAACUGUCAACAUCCAGCAGCAGAAUGCCAUGGGAGGCUGGGACUGGAACAGACCUGCCACUACGAGCACAGGAGGUUUGACAGUGGGCAGUCGGUCCGCCACCACCAGCCCCACAAGCUCUCUGCACAGCACCCCGACCCAUCAAAACAAACCAAACACUCUGGACCCGUUUGCUGACAUUGGGAACCUCGGAGGAAGUCUUGGAGGAUCUGGAUUCUCAAGCAAGCCCACCACCCCCACAGGAAACACCCCCUCUUUCCCUCCCAUGAGUUCCCCGUCUCGACCUCCUCCGUCUCCGCAGCACACCGGAGGUUGGCAGCCUCAUGCUGCUGCUGGAUUUCCGUCAUGGCAACCUGGAGCCGGAGGCGCAGGAGGAUGGCACCAACAAGGCCCUGUCCCACAGCCAAAGCCAAGUCCAAGUCACACCCCAAUGGCUCACACGUCACCCCAGAACCGACCCAAUUACAACGUCAGCUUCUCUGCGAUGGGAGGAGGUGGCUCUCCAAGUGCUGCUGGAAAAACCAACGCUGGGAUGGGCCCAAAACCCCGGGCUGCAGAUGCCAACUUUGAUGACCUGCUGUCAGGCCAGGGCUUUGCUGGCACCAAAGAAAAGAAGGGACCAAGGACCAUAGCAGAGAUGAGGAAGGAGGAAAUGGCCAAAGAAAUGGACCCGGAGAAGAUAAAGAUUCUGGACUGGAUCGAGGGAAAGGAGCGGAACAUUCGAGCGCUGCUGUCCACCAUGCACACUGUGCUGUGGGAGGGUGAGACCCGCUGGAAGCCCAUCGGCAUGGCUGACCUGGUCACUCCAGAGCAAGUGAAGAAGGUGUACCGUAGAGCUGUGCUCGUGGUUCAUCCAGAUAAGGCGACAGGACAACCAUAUGAACAAUACGCAAAGAUGAUUUUCAUGGAACUCAAUGACGCCUGGUCCGAGUUUGAAAGUCAAGGACAGAAAGCACUCUACUGAGAGGAAUGUCCUGCUGAAAGCCUGACUCAUGAUGACUCCGACCAACAUCUUCUCCUGAUAGCUCCGAUUUACUCCUCAUUGUGUGUUUGUGGUGAAACGUCCUCAUCACAUGUGCUCUGACUUCAGACCCAAGGACAGACAAACCUCUGGAUGCCUUUGGAUUUUGGGGGAGACACUGAAGAUGCACGAUGGAUGAGAGAAAACUCUUCAUGGAGGAAGACAAUAGCGCAGUGGGGAGUCAAGGGCCACAAUCAAAGCCAUGGCCUGAGCUGAACCACGGGAGUCUCUGCCUUGUACUCUCAUCCAGCAAAAACACUUCACCACACCUCGCAAAUGAACUGUCUUCCACAAGUCUGUUUGUUCCGAGCUAAUGUUAAACUACAGAAACCUAUUUAAAACUAUUUCUUAAUGAGAUCAUUUUAUGACAAGAAAUUCCCCUUUUGUUCUAAUUACCAGAGCAAAUUCAUUUGAAAAAUAUGCGUAUUUUUGUGUUAAAUAAUAGAAUGCUUCAUUUUUUUUUAUUUUAACAUAAUUUUGUAAUUUGUUUUUACGUAUACUGAUGUGAUUUGAAUAACCUGCCAAUAUUAUUUGCGUUUUUUUAAUGUUUCACAAAUUUGAAAUAAUUUAUCUUGGGUAUUUUUUUCUUGAUCAUUUAGGGAAAAGAAAUAGAGAUUAUCUUAUUAAUGUGAUGUCAUGAGCACAUUCUAGAAAAUAUGUCUUUUUAACGUGAAUGAAUUAAACCGAGAAGAUGUUUGGACUCCCCGGAUCAGAACAGAUUUCUUCAUGAGGAAAGUGUGCAGGCUUGAUCUCUUUCUUAAUUUCUAAAAAGUAAAAGUAACUCUAUAUCAGACCGAAGUAAGAAAGAUAGGUGAUAGGAAAGCCGGUAAGAUAAUCUUGUGAAAUAACCAUCAGCUAAACAUCCAGCUAAAAUUCCAGAAUGUCCCAGAGGUGCUUUUAAACAAACAAUACGACCCAGAUAUAUUGUCAUUAAAAUUCUGUCUUAUGUGAUUCAGCAAAUGUAAGAAACGGGACCGAAAUUUGGAUCAUGACAAAGAAGCGAGCACAUGAGGAGUGACCUGUAGUGACCCUCCACAGCUCCACAUUAAAACUGGACUGUAGUUGCA